CGAGAACUCUCAGUAGGCUAGCUAGCUAACGCAACAUUUUUCCGAAUAGCCUGCUGCACACAAAAUUGAGUUCAGGAAACGGGAAAUAUCUGUGAUGUAAUUUUAUUAAUAUUCGCGUUCACCUUAGUGUGUUUUAUUUGAGACUUAAACUUUUCCAUACGUUGCAUUUUAUUUGGGAGCCAUUCUUAAACUUAAAUGAACCCUCCGUGCAGAUUGCUAACCUAGCUAAAAGCCACUGUCCUCACAUUGUUUAUUGUAUUUGAAAAUUAAUUGCGGGGAGUUAUUGAUCAUUUUGUGUUGAAUGUGAUAGUCACCAGACAAAUCUUGCUCAGUUGUCCGCUUUUUAGUACUUUGAACGGAUUAUUUUGGUGGCUAACGUUAGGUAAUGGAAUUUAGGCGCGCUUUUUGAGUUUAACUCCUACUUUUUUAUCAACUUGGCCCGCUGUGGUUUCGCGGUGUUCAGGGUCCGCGAUUCUUUCGAUGUACUAGUAGUAUUAUAUAUUUUAACAUUUCCAUAGUAUGGAUGAAGAAUCUGAUUGAUUUCUGUGUCGCAGAACUGUAUAAUCUGCGAUAUGGGCUCCCAUCAUAACUGAACAGGGCUUGAUGUCGCUUAAUAAUCACCAACUCGUUCAUUUUGCGCUCUUUAAGAUGACGUUGGUUUGGGUGACUCUGUAUUAUAACUGCGCUGAAACAUUUAGAUAUAGAUUUAGGUUUCUGGCAGUACUAGUAUUGGCCUUAUAUGUGAGCAAGUUACGUACUGUUAUGUGAUUAAUUGCAAGGAGUCUUGAUCAAAGGGCGGUUCAUGUCCAUUUCACUGCGGAAUUGUCAUUUUUUUGACUACACGUAUUUUGAAAUUUGUUUUCAAAUUUGAUAAGAUGUUGUUAUCAAUUUUCUGGCGUCUGGCAAUGAAACGUUAACUUAACAAAAAUUUACAAGCACAACAACAAUAGUUUUGUAUAAGAAAAAUAAAAUUGUAAAAAGAAAAAACUAAAGUCUCUUGUCAUUCGAUUUUGUUGGCCAGAGAUGUCUAUACUGUUUUUCUUAAAACAAUCCUCGAUGUCAGAGAUAAAUCUUGAACAAUAAUUGUAAACUUAAUUUUUUGUUUACUAAAGGGGUUGAAACAUUAGAGCUCAUGGGACUAGAUAAGUGAACCCUUUAAAGAGCAAGGCCUUGGGGUGUGAAUUAACUGAAGAUGAACUGACUCUCUUACAGGCAGAAAUUGAGCUAUUAAAUGAACAUCAAUAAGACGGUUUAAUUAAUUCAGACCCAAAUGAUUGUGUUUUGAUAAUGGUAUCAAAGCGUACUAAGGGCAGACCCUGAAAAGCUUGUUCAAAGGCAGUGCUUAACAGCCCUCCUUUGGGAGUUCAAGCCCAGCAGGAGGUUCGGCUGCCUCAGAUGACCAAGAGUUUGAUCCCACCGCGGAGAUGCUCGUCCAUGACUUUGACGACGAAAGGACCUUGGAUGAAGAGGAGAUGCUAGAGGAAGAAACCAAUAUUAGCACAGAAAUUGAUGACCUUGCCCGUGAGGGUGAAAUGCCAAUUCAGGAGCUAUUGAACAUGUAUGGAUAUGGGAGCGGCGGGUCGCCUGAGGCGGCCGAGGAAGAGGAUGAUGACAGGGAGGAGGAAGCAGAGGAGUACACGGAUGACGUGACAGACGAGAACAGUGGAAGCACUGGGGACCUGAACCGGCUCUCGGGUGAGCGGGCAAAGGACAUGUCGGGCCUAGAGGACGAGACCCAGUCCUCAAAUGGCGAACGGACCCCAUUCGUCUCCUCGCACGUGGAGCUGAUCCGUCCACGGAGAUGCAAGUACUUCGAAAGCAACGAAGACGAAUCAGAGGAUGACGAAGAUUAUGUUCCCUCUGAGGACUGGAAAAAGGAGAUCAUGGUGGGAUCUAUGUACCAGGCAGAAACACCUUCUGGGCUCUGCAAAUAUAAAGAAAAUGAGAAAGUUUACGAAAAUGAAGAUCAGCUGCUUUGGGACCCACAGUCCCUCCCUGAGAACAAAGUGGUGGAGUUUCUGGCAGAAGCCUCCAAGCGUACAGGCGAGGAGAAGGGGGUGGAUGCCAUUCCGGAAGGAUCCCACAUCAAGGACAACGAGCAGGCCCUUUAUGAACUGGUGAAAUGCAAUUUUAAUACAGAUGAAGCGUUAAGGCAAAUGCGGUUCAACAUAAAAGCAGCCAGAGAAGAACUGUCAGUUUGGACUGAGGAAGAGUGUCGGAAUUUUGAACAAGGAUUAAGAGCUUACGGGAAGGAUUUUCAUUUAGUACAAGCAAACAAGGUGAGAACUAGGUCUGUUGGAGAAUGUGUGGCCUUUUAUUACAUGUGGAAGAAAUCUGAGCGUUAUGAUUUCUUUGCACAGCAAACCAGAAUUGGCAAAAGGAAAUACAAUCUUCACCCAGGUGUUACGGAUUACAUGGAGCGGCUGCUGGACGAGACCGAGAGCACGGCUUCCAGUUACGCCGCCUCUCCCCCCCAGGCCUCGUCCACCUCGGACCGAGACGACAGCUGCCUCCAGAACGGUACGAGUCAUGACACCGGAGAUGACCGGAGCGGCGGCCCGGAAGAGGUCAGGGACGAGGAGGCCCAGAAGAACGGCCCCUCCCACAGCCAAGAACAUUGCUCCUCGGACAAAGACACUAACGGCUGCAGCAAUGAGGACUCUCAGAACCACAGCAAAACCGGGUUCGAGGAGAACCACCGUGCCGGCUCAUAUGAGGACGCUGGGCCCGAGAACCCUCUCAAAAAACGCAGAACAGACAGCAGCUCCCAGGGCCCCCUGAUCCCAUCAUGAGCAAGGCUGAGGAUUACUGAUGCUUAUGCACAGGGCGCCCUCUAGGGUCAGUAGUUAGACAGAGCCUCCUGCAUGCCAGGGGUUCACCAGCAAAUUUGGGAAGACUGUAUGCAAGCACUGCAGUCUUUUGUAUUCCAAAGUACAAAUCCUUAAAAAAUUAGGAAGAUUUUUUUUCCUUCCUCCUCACUCCUUUUAAGAGACCUUUCAGAAAUUUAAAGAAGCGCGUUCCCUAUUUCUAUUACAGAUCGUCGACUCAUAUUUUUUUAUGCAAGAGAUAUUUAUAUAUUUUGAUUAACGGUGGAAGUUUCAGUCUUUCAGGAGCAGGUGAGUGUUUUGUCAACAGUUGUAACUUGCAGUAAGCAAGGGGUACCUAAGCUUUAUAAGCACACGAUAUUGCACUUUCAUUUAGUUUUGUACAAGACUGUCUUUGCACCAUGAGUACAUCAUUAAAUCAAAUGAAACUGACUUUGAAGCCUUACACACGUCCACUUGUUUCAGUACGGAAAAAAUGAACCAAUGGGUUUAUUUGAUAAUGACAUCAGUGAUGUCCUGUAUAUUACGUGUGUUAUGGGGGUAGUUGAGAUUGAUUCAUAUUUCCCGAUACUUAGUAUUUUUUUUUUAUUAUGUAUUCUUUCAUAUAUCAAGGUAGAUUUUUCUGAUCUUAUAUAGUUUUUACUUUUUUGUAGUUUCUCAUUUUUUUUAAGCUGCAAAUUAGCAUUUCCAUGUUGUCAUAAAACAGACCUUUAAAUGUUUUAUAGACUUUUUCUCUUUAUCUUUUUUUUUUGUGAGCAUUUUGGACUGAACCUUGAGCAACCACCUAACUGCAUAAAUUAACUACAAACUUCAUGAAGAACGUGACUCGGUGCGAUUUGUUAGUAUGUGUAAUCAUAGAACUUAAUAUUCAAUGUAGAACUAUUUUCUGUUUUUAACUGAAUUAAGAACUGCCUCAGAUAGAUGUUUGGGGGGGGCAUAAUGGCUUUAUCCAAAGCUUUUUUUUGUGUGCUUAAUGUUUUGUUAAUGAAAAGGCCAGUCUUAUGUGGUAAAGUUUUGUUUCAGAACCUUUGAAGUUCUGACUGGGCAAACAGUUGUAUAAUUUUCUUAGCUAUUGAAAAAAAACAGUUUGUGCGUUAGGUAUUGUUCUUGAGUGUAACUUACUGAUAAUCAAGUUUGUUGAUACUGUACUGUUUAGCACUAGCUAACCCUAAAGGACCACCAGAUCACCCUGAUGUAUUGUAAAAUAGUACUAGUUAGCUUUCAGCCACCAGUCAUCCAAUGUGUCAGACUAGUCUGCUGCAAUUUAAAACCAAAAUGAAAAAAAUAACAGGGCCACCCAGGUGGUUGAAGUAAAUAUGGGUGUAUUGGAAUGAGUAAAUUACUAUUUGACAGUGAGUACAUAAAAUGUAGAAAUAUUGCCCCUCAAUGCAUUGAGAAUCCUUGAGCAAACACCAUUUCAUAGGCCACUUAAUCACAAAACAAACCAUUUUACCACGAGAUGUUCAACACGUUGUUGAGCAUCACUGUUUUGUUCUCGUCCCAUGUUCUUGAAUAUUUAUAUUAUCCUUUUGUAAUUACUAAAGAAUAAAAUUGAACCUAAUUCUUUAAA
Messenger RNA from Paramormyrops kingsleyae, 4395 nucleotides. Its product is annotated as mesoderm induction early response protein 1-like. The record is from RefSeq and is a predicted model, not a curated record. Gene Ontology annotation, biological process: negative regulation of transcription by RNA polymerase II. Gene Ontology annotation, molecular function: transcription corepressor activity; histone deacetylase binding. Gene Ontology annotation, cellular component: nucleoplasm. NCBI's taxonomy places the organism in Eukaryota, Metazoa, Chordata, Actinopteri, Osteoglossiformes, Mormyridae.